AUGUCGCUCUGGAGUACUAGGUUCACAAUCACAUCUAGAGAAACCAAAGUUAGGACAGAGUUGGUACCAUUCAGAAGAGGGAGUCUUCCAAGGGGAAUCUUCAAGUCCCCUGCUCUUCUACAUCUCACUUCUCCCGCUGCCUGUUGCGCUGAGAAAUGUGAGAGGAUACAGCUGUGGCACGCGCAGCAACCGGCGGCACAAGGUCCAAAGAGUAUCGUACACCUUCGGGGCCAUCCAAACCCGUAA
Acanthoscelides obtectus is the source of this 246-nucleotide messenger RNA. NCBI's taxonomy places the organism in Eukaryota, Metazoa, Arthropoda, Insecta, Coleoptera, Chrysomelidae. The record is from the annotation of a GenBank genome assembly.